Molecule: messenger RNA, 965 nt
Organism: Camelina sativa (false flax)
Lineage: Eukaryota; Viridiplantae; Streptophyta; Magnoliopsida; Brassicales; Brassicaceae
Source: RefSeq, a predicted model, not a curated record
CAUAUAUACUUAUUAAUAAAAUGUCUCGUUCUUUAGGAUAUUCUCUUGAAGAAGACAGAUUAUUAUGUGAAGUUUAUAUGCAAAUUUAUCAAGAUCCAAUUCAAGGUGUUUAUCAAUCACCCGAUCGUUUUUGGGGUCGCGUGGUCGAAGCUUACAAUAAUGAGAAAAAUACAACGUGGAGUGAACGUUCCAAAAAAUCAAUUCAAUCUCGGGUUCAAACAAUUCAGAAGGCAACAAAAAAAUUGAAUGCAUGCAUAAAACAAUGUGACAACAGACAUCAAAGUGGUACUUCAAAUGAUGAUAUAUUUAAUCAAGCAAAAUUAAUGUUAAGUGAAGAUCCAAAUUUUAAAGAAGGUUGGAAAUUUGGACAUGUUUGGGAUAUUGUUAAGAACUUUGAAAAGUUUCAAGAUGGUGUUGCUCGUCGUAAUCGAUUAUCUAUCCCAUCUGGUUUUGACUAUACAUCGUUAGAAUCAGAUAAUCCUACCAUUGGUUCUUCGACACAAGCAUCUCCACAUUUAUCUUCUUCUUCACUAAAUUUGAAUGAUGAUGAUGAGAUUGUUGGUGGAUCUUCCUCUCCACGACUUCUUGGGGUAAAAAAAUCAAAAAUGAAAAGAAAAAUUGGUGAUCAAACAACAUCGAUUAUCAACACUUUAAAAGAAGGAAAUAAACAAUUUUUGGAGCAAUUAAAGAAGACAAGUGAACAAAGACAGCAACAUUUGGAGAUGCAAAGGCAAAAUUAUGCUUUGAAAGAGUUAAAGGAAGAAAACAAAAUUUUAUUUUGUGACUUGAAUUCCGUACAUCCAAAUGUUCGUGGAUAUCUUCAGGCUCAACAAGCGCAAAUUUUACAAAAGCGGAACGAUCAACAACAAAAUCAGCAAGCUCCUCCUCCAUCUAUGUCGUUUGGUUCGAUUGGACAAAUUUUUAGGAAUAUUGGUGAAUCCGGAAGUAAUUUACCAGAAUAUUAA